AGAGGCGGCGAUGGGGCGGGCUCGUGCCCGGGAGUCCAUGUGGGCGCCGGCGCGGCGCGGAGCAGCGCCGUGUCGCCAUGGCGGAGCUGCAGCAGCUCCGGGUGCAGGAGGCGGUGGACUCUAUGGUGAAGAGUCUGGAGAGAGAGAACAUCCGGAAGAUGCAGGGCCUCAUGUUCCGGUGCAGCGCCGGCUGUUGUGAGGACAGCCAGGCGUCCAUGCAGCAAGUGCACCAGUGCAUUGAGCGCUGCCAUGCACCUCUGGCUCAAGCCCAGGCCCUGGUGACCAGCGAGUUGGAGAAGUUCCAGGACCGCCUGGCCCGGUGCACUAUGCAUUGCAACGACAAAGCCAAAGAUUCAAUUGAUGCAGGGAGUAAAGAGCUUCAGGUGAAGCGGCAGCUGGAGCGUUGCGUGACCACGUGUGUGGAUGACCACAUGAACCUCAUCCCAACCAUGACCAAGAAGAUGAAAGAGUCUCUGUCAUCCAUUGGGAAAUAGAUGUCUGCUAUCGGCCAUCGGGGCUGAAGGCAGGAGUCUAUUUAAAAAGAGAAAUGGGGAUUUGGGUUUUCUAAGGAAAGUUUAUGAAUGAGGAAAUAAGGAUGGCAGCAAGUUUAAGGCCUACAUCACUUGCCUCUGGACACUGGUUCCUUUGUGUUUGAAACCUAGAAAGUGAAAAAACCUGGUGCUAAAAUUGGGGUCAGAGAUAGCACAGGAGAGUUUCUGUGAGCCUGAAUUUCAUGUGGCAAGUGCUUAUCCUGGCAACAGGGAGUCUCCCUUGUACCAAACCAGAGCCCUCCAAGGUACCAGAUUCUCUUAGUACACAGAUACCAACAGGCUGGCAGGUUCAUCUGACCUGCUUAUGAGCUGGUGGAGUGUGAGGAGAGGUGUUUCUGUUUGUUGUCAACCUCCUGUUUACCAGAAGGAUCACUACAACAUUUCCCACAAACUGGAAAUAAAAUCCAUGAGGUCACUAAUUUAGAAGGGGAAAGGGGGCUUCUGGGGAUUUGUUUUGCGUGGUUUUGUUUUGUAUAAAGGGCAUGAAGCUACUUUAAGAUGUAUAGUUGGGAGAGGUAGUUUCGAUAAAAACUUUGAAAGGGUCCUUGCAGAUAUUCAUUUCUGGCCGUCAGGAUGUGGAUGCGCAUUUCUUUAAAUUCUCACACAUGACAUCUUUCAGCCUGGAGACCCUGCAAAAAUUUAAGAAGUGCUAUCACACUGGUAGGGGAAGCAAACCUUCCCUCUGACUGGCAGCCAUGAUGAGCUCUGAGGCUGUCAGCAGCAGAGUCAGCUGAGUGACAAGACAAUCUUGCAGUGACACUCACCCUUGAAGGGAAAGGGGAUUUUGAUUGUGCUAUAUGCUAGUCUUCAAGAAUGAACAGUGAAAGAGGAAUUGUUAGCUGCUUAAUUAAGAGAGUUAUGAAGUACUGGCUUUGGAAAAAUCUGGUUUUUGUAAAACAAAAUAGAAUGAAAGCCUAAACCCAGUAUUGCUUACUUUGCCCCCUGUGAUAACAGAGCUCUGUUGAAACAAUCCCUUGGCAACACGAAGGUCAAAGAAGAAAAAGUAAGCAACUCAGGGGCAAGCUGUGACUCCUUUAGAGCAAAAAACGGGACAGCCCUCCGGUACCAAAUACUACUUGUGCGACAUGCGUUGUUCUUGCCCCAGUUCUGGCACCUUAUCAUUGUAUUAAGGACCUUGUGUUUUUACCAACUUAUUACUUGAAAUGAUAAUAUAGCCUGUCUGUUUGCUGUUUCAAGACUGUGAUAUAUUUUCCUAGUGGUUUGGUUUUAAAAAUACAUGACUUAAUUUUUCUUCCACUAUUGUGUUUCU
This is a messenger RNA of Mesoplodon densirostris (Blainville's beaked whale), 1821 nucleotides long. RefSeq names its product family with sequence similarity 136 member A (gene TIMCC). The coding region runs from base 78 to 494 and encodes 138 amino acids. The record is from RefSeq and is a predicted model, not a curated record. Gene Ontology annotation, cellular component: cytoplasm. The transcript has 3 exons. NCBI's taxonomy places the organism in Eukaryota, Metazoa, Chordata, Mammalia, Artiodactyla, Ziphiidae.